Molecule: messenger RNA, 1626 nt
Organism: Lodderomyces jiufengensis
Lineage: Eukaryota; Fungi; Ascomycota; Pichiomycetes; Serinales; Debaryomycetaceae
Gene: RMS1
Product: ribosomal lysine N-methyltransferase
Exons: 1
Coding region: 1-1626 (541 amino acids)
Biological process (GO): peptidyl-lysine monomethylation
Cellular component (GO): nucleus
Molecular function (GO): protein-lysine N-methyltransferase activity; protein binding
Source: RefSeq, a predicted model, not a curated record
AUGUCGUUAAAUUCGAAUUUAAAAGAUGAAUUUAAUGAAAAUACUUUAUUAUAUUUAAGAUGGCUAAAACAAAAUCAAGUAAAAAUAUCACCCAAAAUUACAAUAUAUGACUAUACAUCAAUAAAUCAAGGCAGAGGAGUUAUAGCAUUACAAGAUAUCAAAAAUGGAGAAAUAUUAGCCAAGAUUCCUAAAAAUAUUUUAAUAAAUUUAAAACAAAAUUUAAUAAUUGAAAAUUUCCCUUGUUUAAAACAAAAAAUAAUUAGAUUAAAUCAUUGGGACUCAUUAAUUAUAAUACUAAGUUAUGAAAUAAGACAUAAGGAUAAAAGUAAAUGGAAAGAUUAUUUAAAAAUUUUACCAAGUUGUAAAUCUGAUUUUAAUCAAUUGAUGUUUUGGGAUUCAAAUGAAUUAAAUAUGUUACAACCUUCAUAUAUUUUGGAAAGGAUUGGUAAAGAUAGUGCUAAAAAGAUGUUUGAACAAAUUAAAAAAAUUAUUGAAGAACUUAAAAUUACUGAAUUACAAGAUUUAACAUUUGAUGAAUACAAUAUAAUUGCAACUUUAAUAAUGUCAUAUUCUUUUGACGUUGAAUUAACUGAUGAUGAAGAAAACCAAUUAAUUAAUGAACAACUAAAAACUGACUCGCAAGAAGAUAAAUUAGCACACGAGAAUCACAACACUAACGAAAUUCAAGAAAUUGAAGAUGAUGAAACUAAAGAAGAAAUUUCAAUAUUAUUAGACGGGAAUUUAAAAUCAAUGGUACCAUUAGCAGAUACACUAAAUGCAGAUACAAAUUAUAAUAAUGCAGUAGUAAUACAUGAAUCUGAUUAUUUAGUGGUGACGAGUAUCAAAGAUAUUAAACAAGGUGAACAAAUAUACAACACUUAUUCGAAUCACCCCAAUUCAGAAAUUUUAAGAAGGUACGGCUAUGUGGAACCAGAAGGUUCAAAAUUUGAUUUUGGAGAUAUUCCAUUACUGAUCAUACAACAAUUCUUUUUAGAGAAAUAUAAUGUUAGUGAAGAUGAUUUAAACUUGUUAUUUGAAAUAUUGGGUGAAAUAUCAUAUGAAGAACGAAUAGAAGAAGAUGAAGAUACAAAUGAAGGAGUUGAAUUAAUAAUUGAUAGUUAUGAUUGUUUUAAAAGUGGUGAAGUUAUUAUAGAAUUGAUUUUUUUGGUUCAAUUUUUAACUACCUUUUUGAAAUCAAAUCAACAAAUUAAAAUAUCACCUGUUAAAAGAACAUACCUCAAAAUAUAUCAACUCAUAUCAUCGAAAAAAGUUACUACUGAAUUUUUAAAAAAUUUCAAAGAAAUUUUGGAAAUUAGAUUAGAUCAGUACCCUAUUUAUGCAUCUGAACCAUUUGAUAAAAUUUUGAAAAUUUGGAAUAGAGAUGAAAUGUCAGAAAUUGUAUUGAAAUCUGAAUAUCAUGCAUUAAAGAAUUGUAAAGAUGGUGGAAUUUCAACAAUUGGUAAAACAUUAGAUUCAAAAGUGAAAUUAAUUGAUGAUGAUAAAUUAAUUAGAGCAAUAUUGAAAAAGAGAACAACCACUGAAAAUGAAGGAGAUAUUCAAGACGGAGAAGAACAUAAAAAUGGUACUCAUAAAGAGGAGAAUAAUAACAAGAAACAAAAAUUGUAA